This is a messenger RNA of Rhineura floridana, 3032 nucleotides long. RefSeq names its product centromere protein N (gene CENPN). Gene Ontology annotation, biological process: CENP-A containing chromatin assembly; chromosome segregation. The coding region runs from base 194 to 1300 and encodes 368 amino acids. Lineage: Eukaryota; Metazoa; Chordata; Lepidosauria; Squamata; Rhineuridae. The transcript is spliced from 11 exons. The record is from RefSeq and is a predicted model, not a curated record.
AAAGAACGAAAGCAGGCCUGAUAGCAAUACGAGAGGAGAGGCGUUAGAGGGCGCGUGGCACCUCUGGGGCGGCGAUUGGCUGGGCUGCUGAGAAGGCGGCAGCUGAUUGGCUGGUUCAAAGCUGAGUGGACAGUUGGACGACUGCUGCGGAUGGCGGGCGCCACGAAGGGAUACUGAGGAGAGAAAGGAGGAGAUGGCAAAGAGGCGGCGGCAGGACGCCGGAGAUCAGAAUGACAAGCCCAAGGUCUUCAUUAUGGAUGAGACAGUAGCUGAAUACAUUAGGAGAACUGUGCUACGGAUCCCACGUUCAGAAAUAGCAAAAAUGCUGGCUACAUGGGGGUUUCUGUCUGAGAUACAGCUCCAGUCUUUAAACAUCCAUCAGAUAAAAGAAAAUGUGUCCCAAGAAGUAGUUCAACUCUGUGAGGAAAAUUGUGCAACUAUCAAGCAUGCAGCAAAUCUAGACAUAAUUUACAACUACACUUACAGAGACAAAAAGCUUUGGACAGUUUAUCAAAUGACUAGAGAAGCAGGUGAUGAAAGUGACUUUUUUGACUUGGCAAAUUUCAAAAAGAAGUUUAAAAGAGGACUUCAGUCAGCUCUGAAAAAUGUAACUAUCAGCUUUAAAGAAUUUGAAGACAAUGCCAUUUGGAUUCGAAUUGCAUGGGGAACACAGUGUACAAAACCAAACCAAUACAAGCCAUCCUAUGUUGUCUACCAUUCACAGACUCCCUAUGUCUUCAUAUCCAACUCUAUAUAUAGGAGCUGCAUACAAUUGCUUUGUCAGGCCCUGUUGGUUGCUACCAGUUACAAUGAUAUCCAUGAAAUGGACCUCCGAAGUCGUUGUUUAGACUCCCUUAAAGAUAUUGUACUUAAGCGGUAUAGCAAGAGCUUUCAAACCGAUCAUCCACGACCUCUACAAGAAAGAAACAGCACUCUGGAAAGAGUGGAUCCAAGGAUAAUUCAGGAAGAUAAACUUAAAAAGGAGAGAAUUCAGAGAAUUAAUCAGGAAGCCUUUGGUGAUGGUCCUCAGCCAAAACUAGAAUUUGCACAAUAUAAGCUUGAGACAGCAUUCAGAAAUGAACAAGAACAAGAAAAGGGCAUCUUGAGAAAUAAAGAACCAUUUAGAUGUAUGGUGAAGUUUUCUAGUCCUCAUCUUUUAGAAUCGCUGAAGUCACUCGCACCUGCUGGGAUGGCAGAUGCUCCCCUUUCACCAUUACUUACUUGCAUCACCCAAAAAGCUAGGAACUAUUUUAAAAUUAGUGAGAAAAAAAGUGCACUUUCACAAAGCUUUGCAUGCUAAUGGCAUUUUUAAAGUAGAUGAAGGGACCAAUUACUGUAUAUCUCCUCUGAUUAUUUGUUUCUCUUCAGCAAAAUAAAAUAUGGAAUCUGCUCCCCUGAGCUUGCUAAGUUCAUCAAAGUACAGUAUAACAAGAAAAAAUAACAUAUUGGCAGGAUAGCUGAUGUGACCUGUUGACAAGAGUCUGUACUUCCUGUACAAUAAGCAGGUGAACUUUUCUUUGGCUGUGCACAGUAUUAACAGAAGACAGCUCACUGUGGCAAGCCGUAUGAUAAAGGUUUUGCAAAGUGAGCAAGUGACUGAAGUUAGACAUUGUGGUAUUAUCUUUAGAGUGCUUGAUUGUUUAAGCACAGGAUGGCAUUAGGCAACUUGUAAAAAUUCUUAUUUUAUUAAAAUGGUAUUAAAAUUUAAUAAAUAUAACACUGUAAAGUUAAGUAGUUUUUAAAAUAUUUUAGCAAAUAGCUGUGUGAUUAAAUUAAAUAAAUUUAUUAAAUUAAUGAAUGCUGAUUAGUGCUUGUGUCCCAAUUUUUUCACAAGAGUAAAUAACAAAACUUAUAUUUUAUAGCAUUACUAAUUCCAGAAGAACUGGAAUUAGUAAUGCCUUCCCUUGAACACUAUCCCUAUUACUCAGAGGAAGGGGGUUAAAAAUGUUUAUUCUUUUAAAACGUUUUAAUAAACUAUCCCUAUUACUCACAUGUUCUUACCCCAAAAUGUAGUCAUCAGCAGUGAGGCAGAUAUGACACAUAGAAAACUCAGGCUGUGGGUAAUGAGGGAAAUUUUGAAAUAGCCACCCCAAAUAACAAAAUACUAACCCUGAUUCAAGCACUGCAAAGUCUGAGCAUGUAAUUGGCCCUAUUAUACUGGCAGUAUCUGCUUUAAAUCUGGCAUUUGUGCCUUUGCUGAAUUAGAAUCCAAUUUCCAAAGAAGGUUGGGAGACAAUAGAUAGUAUCCAACUAUAGGUCAGAGUAAACCCUUCUACUCUGAAUAAGUCUAGCAUUGAAUACCACCCAACAUAUUUUGGAGAAUGAAAGAUUUAUUUACUACAGAUGUGAAAUCAGCACUUUGAAUUUUAAAAAGUAAACACUGAUGCCAAUAAGUGCAUAAUCCAACUAGUGAAGCUAUUUCCUCUUCUUUAAUAUAAGGGUAGAGACACAUUUACUGUUCUGCUGGUUCCAGUGCACUUCCACCUCUUUUUUCUGAAAAUGGGGGCACACGCUAGUCAACCCCUGCCCCUUUUUACUGUAAAACCUGGUGUGAUCAGCUCAAGUGCAUUUUUUUAAUUCGCUUGAGACAGACUUUGCAACUGAUCGGCAGAUCAACCUGUUGCCCCUCCAGGUGUGGCCAAUGGAAACGCUUUGCUGUAGGCGACUAGUGUGCUCAUAGCCUCAGCUUGUUUUAGAUUGGCUCCUUCUAUUCUUGUAUGCUACCCUAAGCCUAAUUGUGGAAGUUUGUUCCUGUGAAAUCACUUGGAUUUACUUGUCUAUACAUUUACAUAGGGUUAGUGUCAAACCACAUUGAGAGGAACAGGCUGCAAAAAUGGAAGUUGGGCAUUUAAGACUGGAAGUUAACUGUAUAGAUGUUUUUAACUUAAAUACAUACUUUUCUCUAAAAUCUUAACUGUUUAUUGCAUUAUAUGUGUUUUGAAAUCCAUGACAUAUGAACAAUAUUUUAGAUAUCCUUUGCACUGGGAUUUUUCAUAUGCUUCAGUCCUCUCUUUUUGACAAUACGUAUUGCU